Molecule: messenger RNA, 2634 nt
Organism: Cuscuta europaea
Lineage: Eukaryota; Viridiplantae; Streptophyta; Magnoliopsida; Solanales; Convolvulaceae
Source: the annotation of a GenBank genome assembly
AUUUGCAUUAGUUGUCCACAUAGGCAAUAGCCCUAGCAACAACAAUGAAUCAGGUACAAUUUUUUUGUUCAUUUACAAAAUUUCAGAUAAGUUUUUACACAUAAAAUAUAAACUUCUUUCAAAUUUAGAGCAGGGCUUGCAGGCCCUUACCUUCUCCCCUACUUGUCCCAAAAGUUUAUUCAACCAUUUUUUCAUCUAUUUGUAAUUUUGUGUUAACAAAUUCUCCCAUAGCUUAUUAAAGCGACCGUCUCUAGGGUUUCCUACUAGUUUUCCGGCGGUGAUCGGCAGAUCACAACGUCCAGCGUUUCUUUCUGUCUAGGUCAUGAGCAUUGCAAGUUGGAACUGCAGGAGCCUCGGUAAUGCAGCCACGAUUCAGGGGCUGGCGGAAAUUGUGCACGUACAGCCGUAGACCUUCGUUUUUUUAUGGAGAUGAAAGUUUGGUGUCAAAGGGCGAAAGGGUUUUCACCAGAGUGUUGAGAUGGAUAGUGAAGGAGUAAGCAGAGGUUUAGUGAUGGACUGGAAUGACGAUGCAGUGGUUAACAUUAAUACUGUGCACCAAAAUUAUGUGGAUUGUAUGGUGGGUGCGACGAACGGCGAUCCAGGAUGGAGGCUCACGUGCUAUUAUGCAUACCCUGAAAUGAGAAGAAGAAGAAGAGAGGCCUGGGAGAUGCUACGAGGGUUGGCGGAAAAUAACUCUCUCCCGUGGAUGGUUAUUGGAGACUUAAAUGACAUUCUAUAUGUCAGACAAGAAGGGUAGGAAUCCCCAUCCGGGGUGACGGCUUCGAGGGUUUCCCGAGUCUGUCUUCGGUGGCGGUCUGAGGGACUUCCCGUUUGAAGGCUAUCAAUGGACCUGGGAUAGAGGAAAGGGCUCGGCGAACUGGGUUGAAGAAAAAUUAGAUCGUAUUUGGUCAAUGAUGAUUGGAGGAACAAGUUCAUGGCAACCCGGGCUCAGUCAGUUGAAGCAUCGACAAGUAAUCACAUGGCCCUAUGGGUUAAGGUUAAUCCGACGCUGCAUGGGAGGAAACCAAGGAGGUUCCGGUUUGAAAAUAUGUGGCUCAAAGAAGAUGAAUGUCGGACGAUGGUGGCUAAUAGCUGGAGAGCAGGUACUCAUUUGAGUUUUAGAGAAAGAAUUGCUUUUUGUGGGGAGGAAUUACUUAGGUGGGAUAGCCGCAGGACUAAAGGUUUUGUCAUCAAAUCCAAGGGUGUAAGAAGAGAUUGGCAUGGCUUCAAGGAAGGGAUGAUCCGGACAGUUUGGCUGAAUUUAUGCGACUCAAAGCAGUGAUCCAAUCUCUUUUGGAAAAAGAGAACCUUUAUUGGAAGCAACGGGCGAAAGAGUUUUGGUUGAAAGAUGGUGAUAUUAAUUCCAAGUUCCUCCAUAAUGCUGUAAAGCAACGGAUAAGGAAGAAUAAAUUAAUGGGGUUGAGGAUGGCAGAUGGGUUAUGGGUCACGAAUUGAACAAAAAUCAAAGAGGCGGUGCAUAAUUAUUUUGAGAAUAUUUUUUUGCAGGGUGCGGAGGUCCUGGAAGAUUCUAUUUGUGGCAGUUUUACACAAGUUUCAGCAAGCCAGAACUCGGCUCUUCUGCGCGCAAUCACAAAGGACGAAGUAAAAACUGCCAUUUUUUAUACGCAUCCAGAGAAAGCCCCGAGGGCUGAUGGGAUGAAUCCAACGUUUUUUGAGAAAUUUUGAGAUAUUGUUGGCCCUGAAGUUACUAGUCUUUGCUCAGGUAUUUUCGAUACUGGAGUGCUUAGGGAUCUAAAUAUUACUAAUAUUGUGUUAAUCCCUAAGAAGGAUAAACCUGAGAAUAUGGGUGACUGGAGACCGAUAGCGUUGUGCAACAUGAUUUAUAUUUUUUUUCUAAAACUUUAGCUAAUCGGUUAAAAGGCAUACUUGGUGGUCUGGUGAGUGAGAACACAAGUGCUUUAUUCAUUUGAGAUCAAUAGUUGAUAAUACUAUUGUUGCUUUUGAGACCCACCAUUAUUUGAAGAGGAAAUCUUAUGGGAAGGAGGGUUAUGUGUCAAUGAAGCUCGACAUGAGCAAUGUUGAGAUAUCGCCAGGGGAUCCUUUGUCGCCAUAUUUAUUCAUUUUGGUGGCCGAGGGACUGAGUGCAAUGUUGAGACAAGCUGAAAUUCGAGGGACUAUCCAUAUAGUGGUUGUCUGCAGAGGGGCUCCAAAGGUAUCCCAUUUACUGUUUGCUGAUGAUAGCUUUAUGUUUUUCAAAGCUACAUAUGCCGAAUGUGGGGAGAGAAAAUAAUUCUUCAGGGCUAUGAGAGGAACUCGGGGCAGAUGGUGAAUUUUAAUAAAUCUUCAUUAACAUUCAGUUAAAAUGUGGAUAAGCUGUUUCGGGAUCAGUGCUGCUAUACAUUGGGGAUGGCGGACAAAGUAGGUAUUUGGGACUACCGACGUUAGUGGGGAAGAACAAAUCCGCCAUCCUGGGUUACCUGCAUGAUAGAAUAUUUAGCAGAAUUAAGGACUGAAAUAAUAGAUUUUUGUCCAGAGUAGGGCGGGCGGUUCUUCUGAGGAAUGUAGUUCAGGCUAUGUGAAAUUAUGCCAUGAAUGUUUUUCUAUUGCCAAAGGAUUUGUGUGAUGAGAUUGAGAAAUUUAUAAAUGGUUUUUGGUGGCGGGGAUCUAACUGCG